GUAUAUGGAAUGGGUAGGAAUGAGAAACAUUUCAAGAAUCCAGAGAAGUUUGAUCCGGAGAGAUUCACAAGGGAUGAGGACAGCCCCUUAUUUGCGUACAUACCAUUUUCUCUGGGUGCUCGAGCCUGCAUCGGCCAGACGUUUGCUAUGAUUGAAUCCAAGGUGGUCAUAUGUAAGCUCAUUCAGCAACUGGAAUUCCAACUUGUACCCAACCAGAGCUUUGAUUUUGUAGAAGCAGUCACUCUUACGCCCAAGGAUGGCUGCAAAACUUACAUGACAAUGAGAAACCUGUGACAUGACAAUGAGAAACCUGUGACAUCACAAUGAGAAACCUGUGACAUCACAUUGAGAAACCUGUGACAUCACAUCAUAAUUAUUAGAACACAUUGUGUGAUAACUGUUAUUAUUGUUUUAUAUUGUGGAUUUGAUGUACAUGUAUUAUGUUUAAACACUUACAAGGGGGUACAAUUCAACUACACUCACUAAGGAGCACUCUAACCACUAAACAUUGUACACUUGUGCACAUACUAACUCAAGUCUCUAUGAUAUUUGGAUCACUCUGGAUACUCUCUAAAAAAAUCGAGUGAUCACGGACGUCACUCCUCUGGA
Molecule: messenger RNA, 609 nt
Organism: Strongylocentrotus purpuratus (purple sea urchin)
Lineage: Eukaryota; Metazoa; Echinodermata; Echinoidea; Camarodonta; Strongylocentrotidae
Product: cholesterol 24-hydroxylase-like
Exons: 3
Coding region: 10-294 (94 amino acids)
Biological process (GO): cholesterol catabolic process
Molecular function (GO): iron ion binding; heme binding; cholesterol 24-hydroxylase activity
Source: RefSeq, a predicted model, not a curated record